Acanthaster planci (crown-of-thorns starfish) is the source of this 4542-nucleotide messenger RNA. RefSeq names its product programmed cell death 6-interacting protein-like. Gene Ontology annotation, biological process: mitotic cytokinesis. Gene Ontology annotation, molecular function: protein binding. Gene Ontology annotation, cellular component: endosome. Lineage: Eukaryota; Metazoa; Echinodermata; Asteroidea; Valvatida; Acanthasteridae. The record is from RefSeq and is a predicted model, not a curated record.
GUACAUUACACAUCUUUGCACUGGCAUGAUACGGAUGUGCAAAGAAAAAAAUGGCUACGAUGCUUGCCGUGCCUCUGAAAAACAGCGCCGAACUAGACUUCGUUCGGCCCCUCAAGAAUUUUAUCAGAAACACCUUUGGGGGAGAAGACGAAAGCAAUGACUACACCAGUCAGCUGGACGAGCUGCACAGGCUGCGAAAUAAUGCCGUGUGUCGAAAACUUGAUAAACACAGCGCCUCUCUCGAAAUCCUCGCAAGAUACUAUGACCAGCUCCAGGCCAUAGAGGACAAGCUACCAAUUUCAGAAGGACAUGUCUCUAUGACAUUCACGUGGCAGGACGCCUUUGACAAGGGCUCUUUCUUUGGAGGAGGCCGAAAGCAGAGUGGGUCCACUGGUAGCUAUGAGAAGGUCUGUGUGUUGUUCAACAUUGCUGCAAUGAACAGCCAGAUAGCAGCUCUGCAGACCUCGGACGAUGACGAGGCACUCAAGACUGCAGCAAAGCAGUUCCAGCAAGCGGCUGGUAUUUUUAACCAUCUCAAAGAAACCGUGGUGUCAGCCGUCCAGAACAUCCGCACCUUUGACAUCCACCCUGACUGUCUGGCUGCACUGGGAGCGCUCAUGUUGGCCCAGGGCCAAGAGAGCAUCCUCAAGAAAGCUCAGCAAGACAAGAUGAAGCCUGCCAUUGUCGCCAAGAUUGCCAUGACGGCGGCCGAGGAGUUCUCCGAGGCCUUGAAGCUAUGCCAGGUGCAGCAUGUCAAGGAGGUCCUCCCGAAGGAAUGGAUCCCCAUUGUGGGCGGCAAACACGCCCACAUGCAGGGCCUGGCCGAAUUCCACCAGUCCCAGGUCUGCCAGGCCAGCAAGUGCUACGGAGAAGAGAUCAGCAGGCUUAACCAUUCCUUGGAGCACCUACAGGCGGCUUCGCAUCGCGGCGGGCAGCACGUCAACUUCAAGUCGACGACAGAGAAAGUCCAGCGUGCCCUUGCGGCGGCCAAGAAGGACAAUGACUUCAUCUACCACGACGUCAUACCAGACGUGUCCAACCUCAAGCCCAUCGGAUCGGCCGUCAUUGCCAAGCCGCUGGAAAUCCCCAAGCCCAUGAAUCCGAAGUUUACAGACUUGUUUGAGAAGUUGGUUCCCCUGGCCGUGCACAAUGCAUUGGACGCUUACGAGGCCAGGAAGGUGGAGAUCGUCAGCAGGGAAGUGGGCAAGCUGCGGGAACAGACACAGCUCCUCAACAGUGUCCUAGCAUCGCUGAACCUACCCGCUGCGAUAGAGGACAUGGGAGGGUCGAGCAUACCGCCCUCGUUGUUGCAGAAGUCCAAUGCGGUGCGUGAGAAAGGUGGAAUCCAGAGCAUUGACAAGCUGUUUCAUGAAAUGCCGGACCUGCUGAAGAGGAACACAGAGAUUCUGAACGAGUCAAUACGCCUCCUUGACGACGAAGGCAAAACAGACAAGGAGAUGAAAGAGCGCUUCAAGGAGCGCUGGACCCGCCUCCCAUCAGAUCAGCUAACCACGCCCUUACGAGCGGAGGCGUCAAAGUACCGGACAAUCCUGAACAACGCUAUCCAGGCGGACAGUAUCGUGCGAGAAAAGUACGAGGCCAACCGGGAAUUCAUUAGCAUCCUGUCUAAGUCACCGAAUGAGAUGGGAUCCGACCUGCCUGCCACCAGCGCUGCCGCAGCCCUCAAGGACAGCCCGGAGGUCCGAAAGUUGCGCGAUCUCAUGAAACAAGUGGAGGCCAUCAAAACAGAGCGCGAGGUCAACGAGGCCGAAAUCAAGAAUACCAAGAGUGACAUGUCACAAAAGUUCCUGAGUGCCUUGGCAGCCGACGGGGCCAUCAAUGAGGAAGACAUCUCCAACCAGGAACUGGACCGGAUCUUCUCCCCCCUGAUCAAGCAGGUCCAAGACAGCAUCCACCGGCAGGAGAUACUGCUGAACAAUGUCCAGGAUGCCAACACCAAAUUUUGCCAGGCGAAGCAGUCAGACACCUCGGCCAGCAAUCGUGAGGACGUCUUGCGCAAGCUGGCAGCUGCCCAUGACGCCUACAUGGAGCUCACUGCCAACCUGACAGAGGGCACGAAGUUCUACAACGACCUGACCCAGCUGCUGGUGCGUUUCCAAGGCAAGGUCACUGACCUCUGCUUUGCCCGGAAGACGGAGAAGGAGGAGUUGCUACGUGACUUGACCCAGAGCAUCGCCAACCAGCCUAGCUCCCCGCCCCCUGUCACCCCGGCCCACCACGCCCAAGAAUCAUCCAGGGCACAGCCACCUCCUCGCCCAAGCCAACCGCCCUCCCGGCCACAAGCCCCGCCUGUAACCCAAGAAGCACCCCCAGCUCAAGCCCCUCAACCCACCCCUCCCUCCCAGCCCUAUCCCCAAGGUGCGCCGCUGCCCAGCCAUGCUUCUGGCUACCAACCCAUGCCUAGCUAUGCCCCCUAUGGCGGGUUCACCCCCAUGCCAACCCCCUACAACCCCUACGCGACCCCCGGCUAUCCCCAGCAGCCGGCGACACAGUAUGGCAACCGAUAUCAACAACCACAGCAGCAGCCUGGGCAGUAUCCACAAUAUCCACAAGGUGGUGGAUAUCCGCAGCCAUCCGCUCCAGGCUACAAUCCGUACCAGCAACACUGAAGGUACAGGUAGCACCAAACACACAUACCCGAUUGAUUCUCACAAAAUGAGUCUUAAGUUUCUCAUAGUUUUCACCUACAUGUACAUGUAUUUCUGAACUGAAGCAGGAGGAACUUUCUAAGCGAUUGACUUUAUACCAAAUCAGUUUGACAUCUAAACUAAUGCAUACACUAUUGGGUGAGCGUAUUGAUGGUUCCUAUCGAAUUCCAUUGUACAAAUAUUUGUCAAAAAGACUGUUUCUUCCCAAAAGUAGGUCCAGAGACUUAUGACUCAUUUUGUUAUGUUGCAUCACACAUAGUUGAUUUCCGGUGACAUGCAGGCCAGGAGGAAAGUGCUUUCCCUAGCUCCAGAAUUACACCUCUCAACACCCUGAAGUAUCAAAGUGCCCGAAAACUUCUUUUAGAAACCCCUGCAUUCCUUCAUGAAAUUGUUUACGGCAUUUGGCAAUCACUGUUGAUUGCUCAAUAUAUAUGAUGUAGUUAAUUUUUUCGUUGAAUGGGGGUUAUAGUCUCAUUGUAGACAGUGACUAACUUUUUCAGUUGAUAAAUCAAUCCAAGAUAGAAGAUGCCUGAUGUAAACAUGGAUUUCAAGAGAUCGCAUGUUCAAAUUGGUAAUUGAUUGUUCUUGCUGCUCGUUCUGUGUUUAAGUGACGUUGUUUAACUGUAUUGAAGAUCUGGAUCCGUAGCCUUGCUGCAUUCUAGUUUUGUGUAGCUGUUGUUUCCAAGACCUCUUCGUCAAAAUGCUUUGUACUUGAUAAAGAAAGGUCACAUUGUGCAACUUUGUACAAUUCAAAAAUGUCACUUGCAGGCACAAUUGCAAUGGUACAGUUUUUUAAAUUCACAGAUAGGUCAUUCUUUAAUGUUUGGGUCCAGUUUUUUUCCCUGUUCCUGUUACAUCCGAAAUGUGAUUUUGUACGUUGAGAGCACAUUCAUUAAUUUCUAAGGUUGAUUAAGUAAUGCAAAUUACCAACCAAACCAAUAAAAAUGGUUGGAUAUCGAUUUCAUUGGUAUCCUUUUAGCAAAUUACACAGGUCAGGUGUAGUAAGGAUGGGAAGAUAUGUCACACAUCAGACCCCCGAUAAUUUGUAGAAUGGCCCAGAUGGAUAAUCCUUCCAUUUUCGUGCCCAGUUGGCAGCAUAAUGGAUGCCAGUUCCAAAUACAAGAGUGUUGAAAAACAAAUAUACAGAUUUUUAGUAUCUGACUAGCAGCAAAGUUGUGUGCUUGUCAAAGGUUUUUAAAAAUUACAACUUUGAUUGCGUACAUCUCACUGAAUAUUUUCUAAAAGUGUAAAUUGCAAAUUGGAGUGGCACAAUGAUGUAAGCUUGAUGCAAAGUUUAGUAUUAAGUGUCAAUUAUUGUCUCUGUUGUUGACACUCAUAAUCUACAUUUUUCACGGUCUCAAAUUUUUUUGUUCCAGAUUUCAAUGUCCAGCACAUUCUAGAUUUUGUUAAUUCUUAUUGAUAUUAAAGCAAGGCGAGCAUCAGGUAAAAUGAUUUGAGUCUUAUUAACCCUAAAAAACCCAAAAGUGUGUGAAUAAAAUUGGUAAAAUUGGAGGAGUUGGGGCCAUUCAGGCUAUCAAUUGACGAUAAGUUGACAAAAUAGAGUAUGGAAAUUAAUAGAAUAAUUUUCGUGUUAGUUAAAGGUUGCAAGAGUAUUUUUCGAGUAAAGUCAUCAGACCUCAAGUCUGUAAACUGACUGCUGUGUAGAGUCCCUCAGAAACCAACAAUUUCUAAUUGGCUGAUUUCAAGUGAUUUCAACGGAGCAGUGAAUGACAGAUGCUUCUUUUCAUGCUGUUGUACAAUCCUGACAUUUUUUACUGAAACUCAGUGUUUUUUCCAAAUCUAGGACUUCUCUCAUUCAGGAACCCUAAAAAUUAAUGCAGUCAGCAAAAUAAAGUUUAUUUACCUUGAAGAA